Messenger RNA from Motacilla alba alba, 2765 nucleotides. It is a transcript of the gene SYNDIG1, whose product is annotated as synapse differentiation inducing 1. The coding region runs from base 364 to 1140 and encodes 258 amino acids. Gene Ontology annotation, biological process: positive regulation of synapse assembly; synaptic vesicle clustering. Lineage: Eukaryota; Metazoa; Chordata; Aves; Passeriformes; Motacillidae. The record is from RefSeq and is a predicted model, not a curated record. The transcript has 4 exons. Gene Ontology annotation, cellular component: postsynaptic density membrane; intracellular membrane-bounded organelle; excitatory synapse.
UGACUUGGCUAGCCAAGCCUGUUGGGAAUGGAAAGAGGAGUGAAUGAGCACGGCUUAGCCCUGUUACGCAGGAUUGUUAGGAAAGCGGGGAACACCCCUCAAUGCCGUGGGAUGCAGCCCAGUGCGCUCGUCAUUACGCUAAAAAAUAAAACACAAACAUUUGAAGUUCUGCAGACCUGCUGGAGCUUCCCCAUGGUCCUGGGGAGCUGUCCCGGGGUGCUGGCAGUGCCCUGGUGGCUGGGGGAGAGGUGUCGGCUUCCCUCCGCGGCAGGACAAGGAAAAUGGGAGCCACUCACCCAGCGUGAGCUCUAAGGCACAGCAAAACAAAGGCCACCGGUCCCACUGCCUUGGACACCUUCCAGUAUGGAUGGCUUGGUUGAGCAGAACAGCGUGCUGAUGCACAGUAAGAUCACUGAGGCUGGGAAAAGGAAUGGUUUAAUUAACACAAGGAACUUAGUGGCAGAGAGCAGAGAUGGUCUGGUCUCUGUGUACCCCACCCCUCAGUACCAGAGCCACAGAGCAGGCAGCCUGUCCUCUCCGAGGCGCCCAGAGAACGGCAGGAGCGACCCCGUGCAGCAGCUCCUGGACCCCAGCAUGCUGCAGCAGACAGUGGAGUCUCACUACAGGCCCAACAUCAUCCUCUACUCCGAGAACGUGCUGCGCUCAUGGGGCGAGAGCCUGGGCUCGGAGUGCUGCGAGACCACCUUCAUCGAGGAGCGCUCGCCCACCAAAGACAGCCUGGAGUACCCCGACAGCAAAUUCAUCGACCUCUCCGCGGACGACAUCAAGAUCCACACCCUCUCCUAUGAGGUGGAGGAAGAGGAGGAUUUCCAGGAACUAGAGAGUGAUUACUCGAGUGACACCGAGAGUGAAGACAACUUCCUGAUGAUGCCACCAAGGGAUCAUCUUGGCCUCACUGUGUUCUCCAUGCUCUGCUGCUUCUGGCCACUGGGAAUUGCUGCCUUUUACCUGUCCCAUGAGACAAACAAAGCAGUAGCCAAGGGGGAUUUCCACCACGCAAGCUCCAGCUCCCGGCGAGCUCUCUUCCUGGCUGUCCUGUCCAUCACAAUCGGAACUGGCAUCUACGUCGGGGUAGCUGUGGCUCUUAUUGCCUACCUGUCAAAAAACAACCAUCUAUGAGCCUCAGGAAAGGGGGAAGAACCAGCCAACCCGGCUCCUGCACUGCAGGAGUCCCCAGCACAUCACACUGCGUGGUUUUCCAAAAACAGACUAACACUUUUGAGGGGGCAGGUACGAGAUGAGAUGGGCUUGUGCAUUGUUGUAGGGUGGGAAGCUGGAGGGGCUGGGGGAAGUUCUGCCAUUUGUGAUGCACAAGUCUUGCUUAUCUUCAUCAACCCCUGUACAAAAAAGGGAAAGAAAGAGCAAAAGAGAGACAAAGAAUGAAAAGAAGAAAAAAUGAAAGGAAGGAAGACGGGGAAAGUGUGGAGAAGGGUGUUUUGCCUUUGCCUUCUUUUCAAUAUGGUGUUUACAAGCAUCUGGCAAACUGAGCUGUUCUCUUAUUACCUUCUUGGUCACCUGAACUUUGCAGCCAGCAUGAGCUUGUGCUUAAUUUGCUUGUUAAGCACGGCACUGAGAUCUGGGAAAGCACGGACAGCUGAAAGAGCAAUAUAAAAACAAGGGGAAGAACAUGGCUUGUUUUGUCUUUUGAAUGCAGGACUCAUUUGCCUGAGUGAAUCAGACACCUCAGUGUAGAGUGGUAUUGCCUACUCUUCUUGUUGGGGGUAGGUUUCCAUGGAAGGAGAAAAGGAAAUUAAAAACAUUUUUACUUCCUUUCCUUGAUUUUGGAUUAAGGUGUGCCCCACAGGCCCACUCAGCGAAGAACAGCUGAGGUUACAACUGCAUGACUCGGCUCUGCAGACAGAGUACAAUUCUGAAGUAAUGUGAGACCCGUUGUAAAAUUAAUUCCUCCAUCCAGUCACAUUGUGAUAACAGCACUUUACUGUGGCAUUAUUGCUCAUCUGGGCUGCUCCACCUUGCCGUGGAGACCUGCACAGCAGUCAGUGCGAGAAACCUGGGGAAAAACGCAAACUGAAACACUAAUAAGUUUUUAAUUAAAAAAAAAAAAAAAUCACGGUAAAGCAUGGGAAUUAACCAGAGAAAGGAAUGCUUCAUACAUUUCUGGGGUCCUGCUCAUACACAGACCAGUGAAUACCACUCAGAUCAGAAGCUCACAGCUCAGCUGUGCAUCAGGGACAUGGCAUAGCCAUGGAGAGACAAGCCAUUUCCCCAAUAAGCAGAGCAGUGGUAAAUUGUAGGGGAAUUGAACCUUGUCUUUCCUUCACUGACUGAAAUGAUACAUUUAUUUUCUUCUUUACUUGCUCCCCACACUCAAUUGUUUUUUUGUCUUACAGAUUUCCCUGCACUCAACUAUUUUUUUGUCUAACCACUUCGUCCCAUCCCAGGGUAUAACAGCAUAGACAUAUAUAUGUAGCUACAUAUAUAUAUAUAUAUAUAUAUAUACACAGAGAGGGGAAAACCAAUCAAAUCAAUGACCAUUUUAUUAUUCAACUGCCUCGUGUUUUCCAAACAUGAUUUCUUUAAACAAGGAUGUCAUCAAAGAUGUUUUCCUCCAACUCUGUAUUGCGUGUCAUCUUUGCUCUGGGACAGUUUUUUUCUCUUGUUUUAGGUUUCAUUAUUUUGGUUUGAAUUUGACUUCUUUUGUUUUGUGGGGGGAAGAACAAACACAUGCAAUCCUAUUUUUCUGGUAGCUAUACGGUUUAUUAAAACACAUGGUAUACAGCUAC